GAGUGUGUGUGUGCGUGCUCUGCUGUUGCUGCCCUUUGAUCCCUGCAUUAGUGUUAGUUAGGGGCUCGGAGACACACGCGCGCACGCACACACACACACACACACACAUACACACACACACACGCACACACACACACACACUUGCACGGAGAGAGCAGCCAUAGUCAAGACACGGCAACAACAACCAGCGCCUCCUCCUCCUCCUCCUCCUCGAGCCCAGGCGAAAGCGAAGGCAGCAGCCAGGUGCACGACGAGCCUCCGCGCGCCUCCUUUCAAUGGCAGAAGACCUUUUUUCUCCUCAGCCCGAACCAAGGAGGAGAAUGUGAUAAACAGAAGACGCGAAAAGGGGGGGGGGAGAAAAUGCCAAGGAGGAAACAGGAGCAACCCAAGCGUCUGCCUUCGCAUGUGGACCCGGUGGAGGAGGGGGCGGUGGCGGGCGGCUCGGGGGAGGAGGACGGCUGGUUCGGAAAUGCCAGCGACAGCCCGUCUGAGUCGUCUUAUGGUGAUGUCCAGGAUGAGCCACGGGUGUCCCCUCAGAACGGGACAACUCGGCCUGACCCGGAUGCCUCGGCCGAGGGCCCGGCAGGCUGCCCUACACCUGUGCAGCGGCGGGCCUCCCUGGACCCACUUGGGCUUGAUGCCCGGCUGCUGACGUCCCAGGACACGCUAUCAUCAGUGGUAUCGUCGCUCUAUGGAGACUCGGCCCAGGGGAACCUGGGGAAACCCCUCAGCAGCAACCUGCGGAGACUGCUGGAGGCGGGGUCACUGAAGCUGGAAGGAGGGGAGCUGGUAGGGGUGCGGGGGGCAGGCCGGGGGACAGAGUCUCCACCAAUGGGCUUGGCUCUCUCUCCGUCAUCCCAUCAUGCUCAGCAACUUAGCGCACUAGCCCGCAGAUUGGCCAGUAGCAACAACAAUAGCGGUAACUCUGCCACUUCUUCACCCGCGUCUGUGGCAACGGUCAAGCAAGAGCCUAGUGACCCUUUUGGACCAACUGAUCCUGCCGGCGCAAGUAGCACUGGUUUCGUUUGGAUCGGGCAAAUGGCGGACAAAUGGCCUCCAGCUGCUAGCAGCAGUAGCUUGUCGCCCGACUCAGCCAUCCAAAAGCUAAAAGCAGCUGCUAAUGCUGUCCUCCAGGACAAAAGCGCUGUGGCCUCGUCCACUUCUGCAUCUUCAUCCUCAUCCUCUUCAUCCUCCUCUUCAGUCAGCUCCGUGCCAGCCCUGGGCAGUCGACAAGAUGAUGCCAUGCGCUUUGACGCCUUCGCAUCACCCUUCAGCUCCCAGUCAGCUAGCUCCACGUUAGCUGCACUGUCCAAGAAAGUGUCAGAGCGUAGCCAGCAGCAGCAUCAACAGCAGCAUCAACAGCAGCAGCAACAGCAGCAGCAGCAGGCCGGUGCCCCAGACCAUCAGCCUUCGGCCGCCUCUUUUCUGUCCCUCAUCUCCAUGACCUCGUCUGCUGCCCUUCUCAAAGAAGUGGCGGCACGGGCGGCUGGGAACCUGCUGGCCGAUAAAAAGGAGCCAUCGCAACCACCGCUUGGGCUGGCACCCUCGGAGGAUGUCAAGCCUUUGUUAGACAGGAACCAGAAGGCCCCUACACCCACCCAGACCCUGGACCUUCUGCUGCCCACUACCCCCAAGGGAAGGGCCAAGCCCAGCAGUCAAGCAGGUUCACCGGAGGAUGGUGGAAAGCCCUUCCAGUGUCCAGUGUGCGGUCUGGUCAUCAAGAGAAAGAGCUACUGGAAGAGACACAUGGUGAUUCACACAGGUUUAAAAAGCCACCAGUGUCCCCUAUGUCCCUUCCGCUGUGCUCGCAAAGACAAUCUCAAGUCCCACAUGAAGGUGCACCAGCACCAAGACCGUGGCGAGACGUUCCAGUGCGAGCUGUGCCCCUUCACAUCCUCGCGUCACUUCAGCUUGAAGCUGCAUAUGCGCUGCCACCAGCACUUCCCCCGGCCAGACCUCAAGGUCAAGGAGGAGCCCUCCACCGACACGGAAGAGGGUGAGGGCUCCCUGCUGGGCGACGGUGGCGCAGCUGGAGACCAGGUGAUGGCUACGGAAGCCUCCCCAUCCCCUGCCCUGUCCCAGGCUGACGGACGUCUGUUGGCGUCUCCUGGCGAGCCCUCCAACCACGUGCAGAUCAAAGAGGAGCCUCAGGAUGUGGCAGUGACGUCGCCCUUCGCCCCGCUGUGCAGGGAGCGGCCUGGAAGCAGUAGCAGUGGCUCCUUGGACCUCCCUGGGCUCAAGACCAGCCCUCCAGGCCCAACAGCUGCCUCACUCUUCAGCCCUGACAUCACAACAAAGACAGCGACGGACUUGCUAAUAAAACUGUCUGCGGCCAACCAGAAGGAGGCGCUGAAGGGUGCAUUCUGUGUGAAGGAAGAGCCCCAGGCAGAGGAACCCCUGAGCCCACCCCGCGGCCCCUCGUUCAGCCUUGCCCAGGAUGGCCCCACUGGGCCCAGCAGGCCGCACCAAGAGGGCAGCCCCAUGCUGACCAAGAGCAGCCUGCUGAGCCAGGACAUCAACGUGAAAGUGGCCUCUGAACUGCUAAUGAAACUCUCAGAGAACAAUAAGGACACCUGUCUCCAGAAAGUGACGGUGAAGGCGGAGCCCAUGGAAGUGGACCCACCCUCUGAAGUGGCCCCUCCCCCCUCUCACCUGCUAGGCUUCAGCACUUUAGGGGCAUGUGAGAAGAAAGAGCCAACGGCUGGACUCCCAGAGCCUCUGCCCCGCCCCCAAAAGGACCUCUUCUCCCAGGACAUAUCGGUUAAAAUGGCCUCCGAGCUGCUCUUCAAACUGUCUGAAAAAGUAAGCAAAGCUAACGAAAACAAAGACAGCACAUCGUUCGGCAUUAACAGCCCUUUCCUGGACGACCGCUUUAGACAAUCGCCCUUCAGCACACGUUCAAAGAGCUCUUCCCCAGCUGAGGCCAGCUCGUCUGCCAGAGCCGCCCACCAGCAAGACUCGGAGAAGGCUCUUGGGGAGGCGGGGAAUGGCCUGGCUCAGUGGAGGAUAAACGAACAGCUCUUCCCCUGCUCUGUGUGUGGAAAAGUGUUCGGCCGCCAGCAAACCCUCUCCAGACACCUUUCCUUACACACAGAGGAGAGGAAGUAUAAAUGCCACUUGUGUCCGUAUGCAGCGAAGUGCAGAGCCAACCUAAACCAGCAUCUCACCAUCCACUCAGUCAAACUGGUCAGCACAGACACUGAACACAUCGUUACUGCAGUGACCUCCGACGGAGGAGAGCGCAAGAACUGCCCCUACUACUACAGCUGCCGAGUGUGUGGUUUCCAGACGGAGCUGAACGCCCAGUUUGUGAGCCACAUGUCGCUGCAUGUGGAUAAGGAGCAGUGGAUGUUCUCUCUGUGCUGCAGCUCGUGUGAAUACGUAGGAGUGGAUGAAGCUGAGAUUAAAGCCCAUGUGAACGCCGAGCAUGCAGGUUUGAACUCCCGGAGCCCCCUCAGCGAGAGUAAGAGCACCUCCUCUUCUCUCUCCGCCCUCAGUGACUCUCUGAACAGCUCAGAGGGCGGAGAUGUUACCCAGGGAAACGAAGAACUCAAGAGCCUGUUGGCCCCGCCCUCCUCUGCCAGCAGCCAAUCAAGCUCGGGCUCAGGAACAGAGGAGAAAUCAGAAAAAGGCUUUGAAUGUGUGUUCUGCAACUUUGUGUGUAAGACGCGGGCCAUGUACGAGCGGCACCUGCAGAUCCACCUGAUCACGCGCAUGUUCGAGUGCGACAUCUGCCACAAGUUCAUGAAGACGCCCGAGCAGCUGCUGGAACACAAGAAGUGCCAUACCGUCCCCGCUGGAGGGCUCAAGUGCCCUCUCUGCGUCUACUCCACCAACAGGCCGGCAGCCAUGGAGUGCCACCUGAAGACACACUGCAAGCCGGAGCACCGCUGCCGCAUCUGCCAGGCGGCGUGGGCCAGCCAGGCGGAGUUGGAGAGGCACGCGCGCGCCCACCGCCUGGGCAACCACUACCGCUGCGAGCAGUGCGGCUACCUGUCCAAGACGGCCAACAAGCUGAUCGAGCACGUGCGUGUGCACACAGGCGAGCGGCCCUUCCACUGCGACCGCUGCAGCUACAGCUGCAAGCGCAAGGACAACCUCAACCUGCACAAGCGCCUCAAACAUGCCCCCCGGCAGACGUUCGGCUGCGCCCGCUGCCCCUUCACCACCACGCACCCGUUCGUAUACAGCCGCCACCUCAAGAAGCACCAGGGCACAGAGGGAGGUGCAGAGGAGGGAGAAGCCCAGGAAGGCAUGCCGUGCCUGGGCAGUGGAGACAGCCAUGAGCCCCUGGUGCUCCUGGAGGGUGGCGGAAGUAGCAGUGGAGGGAACAGCAGCGGCAGCAGUAGCAGCAGUCCACUCAUGAGCCUGAGCGCAUCGCAGGCCCUGCAGUCCGUUGCCCUGUCAAUCUCCAGCAAACAGCAGCCGGACAGCGCUCUGGCCGGCCCGCACUACCUCUCAGCCAAUGGGGCCUCACUGGCCGCUCGCUACUCCGAUCAGUACAGGAACUAUGACCCGGCGCACCUCCUCAUCCCCCUCACCACGCUCUUCACCACCCGCCGCUUCACAUUCCACAGCCCCUCCCCCUCACGUUGCUCCUCGCCCUUCUCCUCUAGACUUUGGUCACGCCCCUAUUCACAAGCUCCUCCCCCACCUUCGCCCAUGUCACCCAAGCACUCCUUCCUGGCCUAUCUGGGACUGACGGAGAGAGCUAAAACCGUCUGACCCCUCCCCACUUUUUAACCUACCUCUCCAUUCCUCCUCCUGUUUUCAUUCUUAUCCUCUAUCUGUCCAUUCUUUCACAUCCCCAGAGCACCUCUUUGGCCGGUAGGAGUCACCGGUCAGAUCCUUCCUUCAGCAGCCGGAAAAAAAAACGCUGCUCAUGAGAAUUAGAACAGAAAGACACACAAACAUGUUUAAAAAUGUUUAUCAAAAGGAAAAAGGCUGUAUGUGCUCGAUGCAUUUAUAUCAAAGCUGCUUUUCUUUGUUCUAAUUAUUACACCUUUUUGUUGUUGUUUUUAUUUUUUAAUUUUUUGGCAAAUUUUGAAUGACCAGGAAAAACCGACAAUAGUGCUUUAUCUAGGACUUUUUUCUUUCUUUUGUUUGACAAAGAGAAAAAAAAAGAAGAUGCAAAUGUGCAAGCGCUCAGCAUUUUCGUGCAUUAGUAUGUCUUUUUACAAAGCAUCAGAUAGCAUGCUCGCCUAUGUGUUACGAUUGUUUUAUAUGUCAUUUUAGGGGCUCGAUAUGAAAUAUCCCAGGGCGUUUGCAGCACGACAAAAAAAGGAAAAAAAUGAAAAGAGUUCAUUCUUUUCAAGUCUCGUUUUUCAAAGCGACGCCUCAAACCACGCACUUGAUUAUUUAUCGAACUGUACAUAGUUUUGUAGCCUUUCUCUGCCCCCCCACCCCCUCCCCCAUCCCCCCUCCAUGCCUCUUGGCUUUGACUGGUUUUCAGAAACACUGAUCUUGCCUCGGAAGCAGGCUGAAGGCCCUUUACCAGUCAGGCAAAGCUGAUGGCAGUACAGUUUUUGUUUCUUUUGUUCGUUUUUGUUUUGUUUUGUUUUGUUUUGUUUUUUUGCACAAGCCUUUCAGGGUGUGCUGGUGGCCCAAGCAAUCAUUGCCACCCCUUAUAAGGGCUGUUAGUCCACCGUACGCCCUUGAGGAUCACACCACCUUCGCCAUACCUAUCGGUUGCCACAGAUUGUGCCAAUAGCUAAAAAAGGUGGAGCGGCCAUCCUCUGUAAGCACGAGAUGAGUGACCAGUCAAGCGCCCUGUGCAUAGCUAUCGUACGUAAUGUGCACCUGUACAUUUAAGAAGAUAUAUGAGGUGGCAGGUAUUUGGGGGAGAAAAACAAACCCCACAUGUCUUGUCACAUAAGGCCGAUUCAAUGGUGCUUUUUGGAGCUUUUUUGUAAUUUUUUUGUGUAAAGAAAAAAAAAGAGAACCUGUUCCAAAAUGACUUGAAUGAAUGUACUUUUCGUUGGUUAAUGUUAAAGUGAUACAGAGGUAGCUGGGCUUUGUGGAGUGAAGAUAUGAGAAACAGUGGUAUAUCGGUGGCCUUCUGUGUCUUAACAUUUCUUUUAUUCUGGUUGCUUUUUUUGUUUGUUUGUUUUUCUUUUUGUUUUUUUUACGAGCCUUUGAAAUGUACAAUGUAUAAAUAUAUACAUAUAUAUAUAUACAUAUAUAUAUAUCCUGUACUAACAAGCUAUUAUGAAGAUCUCAUUGGAUAAUGGCUCUUAAGUGCAAUGUGGAGGCAGCCAUUAUUUGAAGGAGGAUUUAUGGAAGCAUUGCUUUCACUGAAGCGGGCAAACAUGGUACUAGAAUUCUGUGUUCCCCUUUUUUUUCAUUUUAAUUGCACUUAACCUCUUUGACACAUUUUAAAGAAAGCACUUAAACCCAAUAAGAAAUUUCCUUUGAUGCCAAUUCCUCCAAACACUUUGACAGACCAAAACAGUGGCAUUCAGCAAAUGGAAUGCCUCACUUUGUGUCUGCCAUUCUUGGUUGGAAAUAAGGAUUCUAAAGCUCUUUUUUUUGGCCAAUCAACAGUGUUGGACUGCUCUGUUAAAAUGUCUAGAACAGUAGGCGUAUAGCAGACAUUCACCUGGGCACUAAAGGACCAGGCUAAAUUUCUAAACGCCAGUUUUGCACAGUGGUGUAAACGUUGCACUUUUCCAAAUGAUUUGAAUUGAUCGAAUCUAAAAUUGGUAAUGAAUUACAUACCUUAGAUUUCAAUAGCUGUAGUAUACAGUGAUGCUCCUAAAUAUGCUAAAUUAUAUUUAAAAAUUAAUCUAAAGAAUUGCUCUAUAGUAAAGCUCCAAGGCGUUUAAAUCGGUUAAGAACAGAUUAAAACAUAGUUGUAUACAAAAAGUUGGACACCCUUGUUAAUUUUAAUAAAUAAAAAUAAAACGUGAAAUUAAGUACAUGUCCUCUACAGAAAGCUCAAUUUAUUGUACAAUUACUGUUUAUUUGCUGUAUUAAACAUCAUAAAAAUGAAGAUGUGGCCUGUGCAGAAGUUAUGGCACAUUAUAUAGGCUUUAUUAAUUUCCAACGUGUUAAACUCAGCACUAAAAAGUAUGAACUUGAAACUGGAAUUGGUAAGUUUGUUCUCUGUAGAGGAUGUGUUGACUUAUUUUCACUUAGAAAAUCAACAAACCAUGUAAUCUGCACACAGUGCCAAGACAGUGUCGUCCUUCUGUUCUGUCUGGAUAAAUGCCAGAAACAUUAUUGCAUAUUGCCCAUCAUAGAUUUGUAGUAAAUUCCCCCCUCAUUUAUUCGAGGAUAGUGCCUCUGAUUUGUUAUUUAUCCUUAUUUAUCUCAAAGACAACCAUGUGAUUUUAUUCUCAGAGCCAACCUGCUUACAGUAAAAACAAGGGUUAUCCGCAGGCUAUAAGAAGAACAUUCCCUGUUAAGUUGUAGAUGUUUCCUCUUAAGUCAGGAGGCUUUUGAAUUUAGUUCCAGUUGGAAUUAUUCACAAGAAAGACAACAAAAGUCCCUGGAGCAUUACUUAUAGAGGUGACCUUUGGGUGGUUUGACUGAUCCCUCCCUAAUUAAGCUUUUUCGUUUGCCUUUAGAGAAGGUGAGUUGGGAUGAAGAUGUACGUUAAGACCAAGUUGCUGGCUUGCAUUAGAACCAACACAGCCUAAGCUAACAGAAGGCAAGUUGGUAUUCCAAUAAAGCUAUUUUCUUCUUUUUCUUUCCUACUGUUUCAGUUUUUACUGUUUUUUUUCCCCAUGUUGAAAAAGACAUUUUCUCUGCAAAUAUGCCCAGCAUGCAGUGUAAGUGCUACGUCGUAUCUUAAGUGAAGACCCCUUUCACUUGUUAAUAAGGCUCCGGCUGCUAAAUACGUUCUUUUAUGCUCUAGUGCCACUUGGUGGAAUAAAAAAAGUGGCCUGGAAGCCCCGAGAAUGAGUCUAACUGAUUCUCGGGACCCAUUUUGUCUGGAAUCCAUUCAGAUCGAAUGUCCGCUGGGCAAGAUCCCUUUCAUCAGGCUGCCUUGGCACCACGUAAUCAUUAUGUAAAAGAAGAUGGCUGCAGCGCCCUCCUGUCCGAUUGUGUGGGCAGGAAGUGGAGGACAGAAGUCCCUCCCUGUGCUGACACCAGUAUUUAUAAGCACUUAUUUUCUUUUCUGUUGCCUAAUUGCGAAGCGGCAGUGCAUUUUUUUGUUUCUGACAUCAUUUUUCAUUAUGAAAGACUACCUUUUUAGCCCUUCAAAAGAUGCAUGGAAUCGCUCUCUUGUCUUUCUAGCUCGUAGCACUUAUGUUUUUUCUUCCUUAAAAAAAAAAAAGAAAAAAAAAAACUAAUUCAGUUUUGCAUUUACCUUGGCAUUUUUUUUCCAGCACAGUCUGUUUGCUUUGCAUUUUUUGAUGUAUUUUAUGACUCAAUAAGGCUCAAGUAUCAUUUUUUUGUUUGUUUUUUGGCACUCAGUAAAAUUAUGUGCUGUAAAAAGCUUUUUUAUUACUUCAUUCUUAAGGCUGUACAGGGUUGUUUGUGACAAUAACUGGUAAUUAGACCAUUUGUACCGUUUAUUUUUGUUUUGUAUUUUUUCUUCUCGGUUUGGCAUUUCUUUAUGUUCAGAUUGCCAGUUCUAAAUGUAACAGGAUUUGAAAGUAAAGCUUACAUCAGAUAUUAAA
Pygocentrus nattereri (red-bellied piranha) is the source of this 8627-nucleotide messenger RNA. It is a transcript of the gene znf827, whose product is annotated as zinc finger protein 827. The coding region runs from base 361 to 4725 and encodes 1454 amino acids. Gene Ontology annotation, biological process: regulation of gene expression. The transcript is spliced from 14 exons. NCBI's taxonomy places the organism in Eukaryota, Metazoa, Chordata, Actinopteri, Characiformes, Serrasalmidae. Gene Ontology annotation, cellular component: nucleus. The record is from RefSeq and is a predicted model, not a curated record.